Molecule: messenger RNA, 2913 nt
Organism: Lingula anatina
Lineage: Eukaryota; Metazoa; Brachiopoda; Lingulata; Lingulida; Lingulidae
Biological process (GO): regulation of DNA-templated transcription
Molecular function (GO): DNA binding
Source: RefSeq, a predicted model, not a curated record
UAUCGUGUUCGGGACGAGUGAUCGUGUCGCAAGUUGUAGCAACAAGUUUAUCUAACUACGCGAUCAUACCCAGUUGUUUAAAGCGCCUACUUAGACUAAUUUCGGCUCUGUUUUGAAUGUAUUCGUAUCAUUACUAAUGGGAGAAGAUACCAAAGUAUCUGUCGUCUUCAUCACUUGUGAACCUAUCAUUAGUGCACCCAUUAUCUGAUGUUGUCCAUUUUAAAGGUAUGCGCUACCAAACAAGAUGACGUCUCACUGGAGGAAGCCGUGUAGCUUUGAUUACCCCAUUGUUUCUAUCUGUCACAUUUACCAGUCUAUUUACAGAAUUCGUUCAGGGUUCGUGGAGUGUUUGAUCAGUCAGUUAAAGCGGCGGAGUGGCAGAAAGCGAUUGGAUGGCCACUUUAUGCGGGUUGAUUAACCGACGUCAUUUUGAAGGGGGGAACUACAAAUGUCAAAAGUCAGAAUAUUCCAAAUAUAAUGUCUAGAAAACUUAAACUGUUGCUAUAGAAUGUUUAGAGUUUCUAUUUUUUAUUGAUACUACAAUCUUAGAAUCAGUUUGUUAGGGAAGCUGCUUUUUUGGAGCUCAGGUGGUGCGAUUUGACAGUUGUAGCACAACCUUACCCCCCUCACACGGAAGUAAGCUCGACUAAUUCUACAACCGGCAUGAACCACGUGGUCGCCUCAGCUGUCAAACGUUAAUACUACACCAGACUGAGAAGGGAGCGUUGGGAAGCUAGCACCACGUGCUCUGUUAAAGUUCACGGAAUUCUACUAAAUUCCCUUCAGAAUAUCAAGGUUUUACAAUUGGAAUUACGAAAUAGUAACACCAGACGUCGUUCAACGUUAGACAAAGCGGUAUCAAGUUCACGACAACUGAAGCAUGUGGGACAACAGCAGCGGGGACAGUUCCGGCGACGAGGACGACUUCCCGAGAAAGGGCGCCGAUGGGAGUAUAUUACGAAAUAAACGCCGCCGUGGAAACCUCCCCAAAGAGUCCGUCCGUGUCUUAAAAAGUUGGCUGUUCAACCAUCGCUACAAUGCCUACCCCACAGAUCAGGAGAAGAUGCUGUUGUCAAAGGAGGCUAAUCUGACAGUCCUUCAGGUGUGCAAUUGGUUUAUUAACGCACGCAGGAGAAUUUUACCUGACAUGAUUAAGCGUGAUGGACAAGACCCCUUGCAGUACACUAUCACAAGAAAGCACAGACAUACCAGACAGAUCGGCAACGAGAGCAAGAAGCGCAGACUUUCGGAAUCUUCAGACUUUGACUCGUAUUCUGGUUCUUCGCGAAAUUCACCCUCCCCAGCCUCACUGAGCGACCCCCCAUCCCCGUGUGUUGAGUCCCCCAUUGAUGCUGUCAUAUCGCCUGGUUCACCGCCCCCGUCUCCCCUAUCAGCCUGCAACGUGACAGACACGGAAUCCAAAUACCGGCAUGUUGCCAUGGAAACGUCGACUUCAGCUUAUGCUAACCUGGUGUCUGUGAACAUUUCAGACAAAGAGUAUUCUAAUACCGUGGCAUCAAAGAUGCGUUAUUAUGACUACAUUAACUCUUCUGCCGCUGUUCUCAGUUAUCCUGCGAUCACAUCUGAAUGGCAGAGAUAUCGAGAACAAUCAGAGCAACAACAAGGGAACAUGAACUUUAAUCUGGGUAGUUCAACUCCACAGAUAACAAACAGGGCCCAGGUAAACAAUAACAACAAUAGUAUCACAAAGGUGGACCCCAAACAUGACAAGGACGAUUUAUUCAGUUGUUUUCACAUGUUGGUUGACGUUGCUAUCAGUCAGCUAGAAAAAUUAAAAAGAGAACAGAGUGAGACAAGAAAAGCAAUGGAAGCAUAGUAUACCAUUCAAGGGCACCGUCUCGAAUCAAUUGUAAGAUGACUAACAUUAAAAAAAAACUUUUUUAAACACACUGACUUAGCAAUGGGUUUGUUUGCGACAUAUCUAGUAGUAGGACAGCCGAACAGGAUGUAAGACUAAACUGUAUAUUUUUUUCACUCCACUUUUAUGUUCUGACGCCAAGGUCGACUGAGUCGCGUUGCCCUUUGUAUAAAGUAUGGAUUUCACGUAAGUUCAACACAAUUGACAUACACAUAAUAUACACCAUGUCGACACUGGGGGCCAGUCUAGUAAGCUGAAGCAUAUUUUGACGUGUGUUGUAACUCUACUACCUCACCUGUAUGCCAGCUAAGACUGCUGAUUAUCUAGGUUAUGCUGGCUCACGAGGAAUGGAGAGCGGGCCGAGCCUGUGCUUCUGACUUAUCCGUACGUUUAUUCAUGCUCAUCGCUUCAUAUAAAACGCCCUCCAAAGCGCGCAAGAAAUGUUCACGUGUAUUAUACAGUUGUACAUGCUAAGGGAAUUAUUUUCUAUUUUGAAUAUUUUUUGUUUUAUUGUAAAUGUAUUUAUAUUUGUAAUUAUAGUGCAAAUUUUAACAAAUGUGCUUCAAUUUUAAUAUACUUUAAUAAGGGUGUUAUUUUAAAGAAAUAAGCGUACAGAAGGCGUUCAGUGGAAGUUACUCCAUCAUACUUAAUGGAUUCACGGUAGUUUGACGGAUGCUUUUGAUGUGAGCUGUGAAACCAUGGCGGCGGCUCUUAACCUUGAUUUAUUUCCCCAAACUAGUUUUAAUUCUGACCAAGGCGAGAAAGAAUAGAUAUAUUACCGGUAGCCGCACGUUGUUUGCGUUCGUUACCUGUGAAGAAGCAGCAGCCAAGACCUCCAAAUAAACCCGGUGCGUCCUGGGGUGAAACCACCGCCACGUGGGGCCCGGCAGAUUCCAUUAGUGGAUUGUUCUUUUGUUUGUGUUGAAGAUGUGUAUCUGUAGCAAUUUUGAAAUCAUUAAGAAUUCAGGUGUCGUAAUUAUGAUAUUGUAAUGGGGAAGACAAUGAUAGAAUAUGUAAUAAACUCGCAAGUGAAA